This is a messenger RNA of Chelonoidis abingdonii (Abingdon island giant tortoise), 1004 nucleotides long. Its product is annotated as calsyntenin-1-like. Gene Ontology annotation, biological process: positive regulation of synaptic transmission; positive regulation of synapse assembly. The record is from RefSeq and is a predicted model, not a curated record. NCBI's taxonomy places the organism in Eukaryota, Metazoa, Chordata, Testudines, Testudinidae. Gene Ontology annotation, cellular component: cell surface; postsynaptic membrane.
UUGCUUUACCAAACUUUAAAUAAAUUGAUUUAUAUAUAAAGAAGACUUUAGAACUUUUUCCUCCUUAAAGUUAUGCUUUCUAAAUCCUCUUUUUAACGUUUUUAUUCUCCCACUCUUUUAAAAACCUGCCAUUUCAAAAAUUGGCCAGUUAAUAUAUGCAGUAUGAUUAAUUUAAUUUGGUCUGAAUCAUUAGUCAGUAAUGGCUUCCUUUGAUCUGUCCAUAAUACUUUUUUUCCUUAGGAGAUCUGUUAACAGACUUUAAUCUCCCCAUCAUACCUGUGAAGAUGGAAAUAUGAAGUAUUCUAGCUGCUGGGUUUGGCAAUGGUUUAUAUAAGAAAAUCCAACUCUGUGUCCAAGGCUAAAACUGAUUAAAUUCAUAUCAGUUGUGAAGAGCUGGUUGGGAUAUAAGCAGAAUAUGCUUGGUGAAAGGGGGUGUGAGUGAGUGAGAGAGAGAGACAGUGAUAACAAAGGUUACUUACAAGUCCCUCACCGCUUGGUCCCUUCCCCAUUGUCCCUAUUCUUUUUGUCUUGCUUUUCUACAGAAUAUACAGGAAAUGAAAAUGACAAUGAAACUGUGCCUGAGACAUCUGCAGGUGGCGAACUCCACAUGGCUCAGUUUUUCCGAGGCAAUCUGGCUGGAUUAAUGAUCCGGUCUGGUAAACUGGAGAACAAGAAGGUGAUAGACUGCCUCUAUACCUGCAAGGAAGGAUUAGAUUUGCAAAUUGCUGAUGGCAUUGGCAAAGGCAUGAAGAUUAAUGUGAAUCCCAGCCAGUCAACAUUGACCUUGGAAGGGGAUGAUAUUGACAGGUUUGACAAAGCCAUGCAGCACAUUUCCUACCUGAAUUCCCGCCAGUUCCCAACACCUGGAAUCCGGAGGCUCAAAAUCACCAGCAAUGUCAAGUAUGUCCUAGUGUAGAAAAAUGCAUCUAUACAUAAGGAUAUUGGGGGCUUGGAGAAAUAAACUUAAACAAAAUUCUUUAUUGCAGUGGUCACUAAUGCAGGCC